Molecule: messenger RNA, 1764 nt
Organism: Dendronephthya gigantea
Lineage: Eukaryota; Metazoa; Cnidaria; Anthozoa; Malacalcyonacea; Nephtheidae
Product: coiled-coil domain-containing protein 47-like
Exons: 16
Coding region: 29-1525 (498 amino acids)
Biological process (GO): endoplasmic reticulum calcium ion homeostasis
Cellular component (GO): endoplasmic reticulum
Molecular function (GO): calcium ion binding
Source: RefSeq, a predicted model, not a curated record
GACGGCGAACGUGCAACAAAAAAGCAACAUGGCGUCAAAUAUUUCUUAUAAAAUUUUAUCGGUUUUACUUCUUUUCGUUCUAUUGUUGUCUCACUCUCUUGCUGCAAAAGAUUUAGACAAAAACUCAGAUGAAAACGAUUUUGCUGAAUUUGAGACAGAAGAUGACGACGAAAGCGACGAUGCUUAUGAAGAUGAAAUAGAAACCAAACCGGCUGAAAGAAACAGGGCUAAGGGCACUGGAGUUGGUGACGAUAAUAGUGAUGAUGAUGUUGAUGUUGAAACCGAUGAUGGAGGUGAAAGUGAUGAGUCUGAUGAAGCAGAAGAAGACUUAACUGUUGAGACUGAAGAUGAUUAUGAUCAUUUUGCUGAUGAAGAAGAGUUUGAGGGGUACUCAAGAGACAAGUCUGGCAGUAAAGGAAAACAAUCUGAACCUGACCUAAAGAUAGCAAAGGUUCCAUUGCAUUUGAGAGCAAAUUGGGAAGGAUUUUAUUUGGAAAUUUUGAUGAUUGCUGGUUUAGCAGCUUAUGCUUUGAACUUCUUUGCUGGCAGGAGUAAAAAUUCAAAACUUGCCACAGCCUGGAUGAAAUAUAACAGAAGCAUUAUGCAGGAUAAUUUUUCAAUUGUUGGUGAUGAUGGAUCAGGUGAUGAACCCCAACAAGGAAUUCUUGUGAAAGAAAGUGAAAGUCAUUAUUCUUUGUGGUGUUCAGGAAGAGUGAAUUGUGAAGGACUUCUUGUUGAGCUGAAGUUGCUUAAAAGGCACGAUUUGGUUCAUGUUCUCACAUACAUGUUCAAGCCAACUUCAGAUAAAAUGGUUGCAACAGUUUACAUGAGUGAUGAAGACAUGGAUAACUUUGUCUUUGCAAUCUAUCCAAAACGCACAGCGGGAAGAAUGCAGAAAGAACUUCAAGAUUUAAAUUUCUUCUGCCCAGAACGACGUCCUGCGGAGAAAGUUGGGUUACCCAGUACAUACAGUAUUUUAUCAGAAAGUGCAGAAAUGCUAAGCUUGCUCUCAGUGACCGUGACAAAGCUAAUAACAGAUAAAAGCGAUCUAUUUGAAAGCUUACACUUCUCUGAUCAAUAUGUUGGAUAUAAAAAGAAUCCAGAUGAAGCAGAAAAUCCUGAGGAAAUGAAGCCACAAAAAGCAAGAAAAGUUCUAAUUUUUACAUUUAAUCUUCCUGGUAAAGGAAAGACGAAGUACACUUACAUGGAAAUGUGCAAACCCUUAAUUAACUUAAUAUUUCAUUUUAUGGAUAAAGUAAAGAAAUUUAAACUAAGUAAAGAUGCUAAAACAAAAUCUGAUAAGAAAAGACGAGAAAUGGAGGAAUCGUUUUGGAAACAAGCUCACGCUUCCCGUCAAGAGGCGGCUCAGUUACGUCGUGAGGAGAAGCAGCGUGCAGAAAAAGAACGCAUAAUGAAUGAAGAUGAUACUGAAAAACAAAGACGAUGGGAGGAGAAAGCACAUAAAAAAGAAAUGAAAAAACGAAACCCUGCGUUCAAAAUGAAACAACUGAAGGCGAGAGCCUAACGCAAACUCCUGCAUGCACUGUCUGUAAUGGCCAUAAUCAUUAUAACUAUAUAUAGUUAUAGUUUGUUAGUUUGCAGGUUUCAUAUUUUUAAUUUAUGCAAUUUAAAAUAAAAUGCCCUCUCAUUGUGUAAACGUUAAUGCAUUACUGAAAUGGACACAUCAGAUAAAUAUCAGCGUACGAAUAAGUAUUUUUAUUUUCUAUUUUGACGUAGAAAUUACACAAUGCUUGUUUACAUGAA